This is a messenger RNA of Rasamsonia emersonii CBS 393.64, 723 nucleotides long. RefSeq lists its product as uncharacterized. Lineage: Eukaryota; Fungi; Ascomycota; Eurotiomycetes; Eurotiales; Trichocomaceae. The record is from RefSeq and is a predicted model, not a curated record. The coding region runs from base 1 to 723 and encodes 240 amino acids. The transcript has 3 exons.
AUGGAAUCCUCCCCCUUCAAUGCACUUGGCCACAGGACAGACCAAAUUAUUCAAGAAAGAUUACGUUUUUAUCGAGGUUGUGCAAAAGUGGAAUUGCGCCACUUAGCAUUUGAAAGUAACGGUGUGUUGGGCUCUCGGCCAUUAGAUAGGAGCAACAUGGAAAGAUUAGUCAAUAUUUUCAACAUCGAAGGGUGUUCUCAUUUCGAACCAGAGCACCGCGUGGCUGUGAUCAUCACUCUGCCUCCUGAGGCGUUGACCCAACUGAGAGAGGAAUCUUCAAGUGCGCGGAAUUUCAAAGAUGGUGAAAUAUAUCGGAUCUACCGGCAGUAUGAGCUUCUUAACGAUACCGCACAAGCAAGAAAGUGGUGGGCAAAGUUUGAAUCCGAUGAUCGAAGGAAGGACUUUCGACGACUGCUCAGUAACAGCCUCCUUCGCGAGGGAUUUGACCGGUUGCUGCCCUACAUUGGUAUCUGGAACCCAUUAAAGUCGACCCAAGUUGAACGAAUUUUGGGAAUGCGAUGCCAUGAGAUUUGGUCGACUCUCUUCUCUAAGGAAAAGGCGUCCUACGUCGAUCCCACUUCUAUACGGCUCUUGGAGGGCCUUAUGCCACAGUAUUCAUGCAGCGACGGACACGAAUUAUGGAGCUCAUGGAAUCUGGACGGCUCUUUGCUCUCGUUCCCGGGGGAGAAGAAAGGAAAGCGCUUUUGGAUCGAUUGCUUGUGA